Molecule: messenger RNA, 2021 nt
Organism: Corylus avellana
Lineage: Eukaryota; Viridiplantae; Streptophyta; Magnoliopsida; Fagales; Betulaceae
Gene: UGD1
Product: UDP-glucose dehydrogenase 1
Biological process (GO): glycosaminoglycan biosynthetic process
Cellular component (GO): nucleus
Molecular function (GO): UDP-glucose 6-dehydrogenase activity; NAD binding
Source: RefSeq, a predicted model, not a curated record
AGAACAUUGAUUUUAAUGUUAAAUUUGUCAUUCAAAGCCAAAUAAUAACCGGUUGGUUUAAACCUACGAUCAUGAUGGGUGGUGGGUAAAUCAAAAACGUGUUGAAGGAAAUGGCUCAAUAGACGCGGUGUUAUAUAUUUCAAGGGAGAGUCUUUAGAGCCCCGCAUUGUUCGGCAGAAGAAGUUCUUUCCUUCUCUUCUUCCGCAUCAGAUCUUCUCUCCAUUUCUAUUUCUCUUUCUUUCAUUUCUCUCUUAUCGUUCUGAAGCACCGAAGCCAGUGACCAGCUGAGAGAGGUUGUUGAAAACAAAUAAAAAUGGUGAAGAUUUGUUGCAUUGGAGCCGGUUAUGUCGGUGGGCCUACCAUGGCUGUGAUUGCCCUGAAGUGCCCCGCAAUUGAAGUAGCUGUGGUUGAUAUAUCUGUAUCGAGGAUUAAUGCCUGGAACAGCGAGCAGCUUCCCAUUUACGAGCCUGGCCUUGAUGAUGUGGUGAAGCAGUGCAGAGGAAAGAACCUUUUCUUCUCUACUGAUGUGGAGAAACAUGUUUCGGAGGCUGACAUAGUCUUUGUUUCGGUUAACACCCCUACCAAAACCCAGGGCCUUGGAGCUGGCAAAGCAGCUGAUCUGACAUAUUGGGAAAGUGCUGCUCGAAUGAUUGCCGAUGUAUCAAAAUCUGACAAAAUUGUGGUUGAGAAAUCGACAGUCCCUGUGAAAACAGCUGAGGCAAUAGAGAAGAUCCUUGCCCACAACAGCAAGAAGAUCAACUUCCAAAUUCUCUCCAACCCAGAAUUUCUUGCUGAGGGCACUGCAAUCAAGGACCUUUUCAAUCCCGAUAGGGUCCUUAUUGGAGGUAGGGAAACCCCAGAAGGUGCAAAGGCGAUUCAGGCGUUGAAAGAUGUUUAUGCCCAUUGGGUCCCUGUAGACCGUAUAAUUUGCACCAAUCUUUGGUCUGCUGAGCUUUCUAAGCUUGCUGCCAAUGCCUUCUUGGCACAGAGAAUCUCUUCUGUGAAUGCAAUGUCAGCACUUUGUGAGGCAACCGGUGCAGAUGUCACUCAAGUGUCGCAUGCUGUCGGCAUGGACUCAAGAAUUGGGCCCAAGUUCCUCAAUGCCAGCGUCGGUUUUGGUGGGUCUUGCUUCCAGAAGGACAUCCUUAACUUGGUCUACAUCUGUGAGUGCAAUGGCCUUCCUGAGGUUGCAAAUUACUGGAAACAGGUUAUUAAGGUGAAUGACUACCAGAAGACCCGGUUCGUGAACCGGGUUGUUGCAUCCAUGUUCAACACAGUCUCUGGCAAGAAGAUUGCAGUUCUUGGUUUUGCUUUCAAGAAGGACACUGGUGACACCAGGGAGACCCCAGCCAUUGAUGUGUGCAGGGGGCUGUUGGGUGACAAAGCCCGGUUGAGCAUAUAUGACCCGCAGGUGUCUGAGGAUCAGAUCCAAAGGGACCUUUCAAUGAAGAAGUUUGAUUGGGACCAUCCAGUUCAUCUCCAGCAAUCGACCCCUACUUCUGUGGAACAAGUUAGUUUCAUUGGGGAUGCUUACGAGGCAACAAAGGAUGCUCAUGGUGUCUGCAUUCUGACCGAGUGGGAUGAGUUUAAGAAGCUUGAUUACCAGAGGAUUUACGAUAAUAUGCAGAAGCCUGCAUUUGUGUUCGACGGCCGGAACAUUGUGGAUGCUGAGAAGUUGAGGGAAAUUGGUUUCAUCGUCUACUCCAUUGGUAAGCCACUAGAUGCAUGGCUCAAGGACAUGCCUGCAGUGGCAUAAAAAUGAGAAGCUUAAUCUGCAGUGGCUUUUGAGCUAGAAUUGAUAUUUGAGAGAGGAUGUGGGUGGUUCUAUAAUAUUUUUAAUUUUUCUUUUUUCCCUUUUUAUUUCUAGUUUCGGCUCUUAUGUUUUAUCUUACUUUUCUUUCUUUUCUUUCUUUUUCUCGUUAAUGGGUUUUUAAGACACUACUCUCUAGCUAGUAGAAAAUCAAUCUAUGUUCUUUAUAUGAUUAUAUGUUAGUGUAAUAAAACAGGAAGAUUUAGUAUCA